Messenger RNA from Rotaria sp. Silwood1, 1164 nucleotides. The record is from the annotation of a GenBank genome assembly. NCBI's taxonomy places the organism in Eukaryota, Metazoa, Rotifera, Eurotatoria, Philodinida, Philodinidae.
AUGUCGACCGGUGAUCCAUAUGCAUUUAUUGAAUUUACUGAACAUCAAGCAGCAGCACAUGCUCUACUUGCUAUGAAUAAACGAUUAGUUAUGGGUAAAGAAAUCAAAGUAAAUUGGGCAACAACAUCAGCAAGUUCAAAUAUAAAAGUUGAUACAAGUAAACACCAUCACAUAUUCGUUGGUGAUAUAGCACCUGAAAUUGAUCAAAAUGCAUUACAUGAAGCUUUUGCACCAUUUGGAGAAAUUUCAGAAAUAAAAAUUGCUAAAUUUCCUGAUACACAAAAAUCGAAGGGUUAUUGUUUUAUUGCUUUUGCUAAUCAACAUGAUGCUGAAACAGCCAUUGCUAGUAUGAAUGGUCAAUGGCUUGGUACACGAAAGAUACGUACAAAUUGGGCCACGAGAAAAGUACCAACUAAUGAAACUGCCAGUAAUACACGAUAUCGAGAUCCAAAUAGUUCUCAAUCGGUUCAAGAAUCUUCCACACCUAAACUUAAUUAUAAUGAAGUAUGGAAUCGAACAGGAGAGACAAAUUCAACGGUUUAUUUUGGUGGUUGUGGUGAUAUUAAUGAAGAUGUAGUUCGUUCAAUUUUUUCAUCAUUUGGUCAUAUACAAGAAAUACGUAUAUUUAAAGAAAAAGGAUAUGCUUUUAUUCGAUUCUCUUCAAAAGAAAGUGCUUGUCAAGCAAUAUGUCAUUUACAUGGUUCAGAAAUUCAAGGUUAUACAACUAAAUGUGGUUGGGGACGUGAUGAAUCAAUAAAUGAUCGAAAUAAUGCACCAAACUAUGGCAAUAGUAAUACGAACAAGCAAAGUUAUAAUAAGAAUCAAUAUGAUUCUUAUUCACAAAAUUCAUAUGGUCCACCAUCUAAUACCAAUUAUAUGAAUAAUGACAGAAGUGGUUACAAUAAUUACGGUGGUUCAUAUCAACAAUCAAACUAUCUUCAACAACAGUAUUCUAAUUCUCAACAAUGGAAUAAUAAUAAUAAUAUCAAUGGUCUACAAUCGAAUUCAAUGCGUGAUUCCUAUUCACAAUCUACGAAUGACGGUACUGGAUGGAAUAAUAAUAGCAGCUAUUAUCAUGGACCUAAUGCUAAUCAAUAUAAUAAUAACUCACAACAAUCUCAUAUGUAUUCUUCAAAUACGGGUUGGGGUCCAUCACGACGUUAA